Molecule: messenger RNA, 1926 nt
Organism: Musa acuminata AAA Group (dessert banana)
Lineage: Eukaryota; Viridiplantae; Streptophyta; Magnoliopsida; Zingiberales; Musaceae
Product: ethylene-responsive transcription factor 1-like
Exons: 2
Coding region: 72-1196 (374 amino acids)
Biological process (GO): ethylene-activated signaling pathway; regulation of DNA-templated transcription
Molecular function (GO): DNA binding; DNA-binding transcription factor activity
Source: RefSeq, a predicted model, not a curated record
UCCAAGAGGGAGACUACACCUUGAGUCGAAAAGAACCCAUAAAGGAGGAGUCUUGAAGCGGUUGUGGAGAGAUGUGUGGAGGCGCGAUCAUCUCCGACCUCAUACCGGCCACGGUGGCGCGGCGGGUGACGGCGGAGCACCUGUGGCCGGGCGGGAGGAGGAGGAGGGGGAAGCAGCAGAGAAGGGAGGUCGAAGAGGACUUCGAGGCUGACUUCCUGGAGUUCGAUGAUGAGUCGGGGGAGGACGAGUUCGAGGACGAGUUCGAUGAUGAGGUCGAUGUCAAUUCCUCUGGUUUCGGAUCGAAUUCCUCCUUUUCUCGAGAGGUCUCAAUCACUCUAAGAUCAAGAGGUUUUGGUGGACCUGCAUGCAAGUCAGGCAAAAGGAAGAGAAAGAGUCAAUUCCGUGGAAUCCGCCAGCGCCCGUGGGGCAGAUGGGCAGCUGAAAUCAGAGAUCCCUGUAAAGGGGUUCGUGUUUGGCUCGGGACAUUCGACUCUGCUGAACAGGCUGCAAGAGCUUAUGAUUCUGAAGCUCGUAGGAUUCGUGGCCAAAAAGCCAAAGUGAACUUCCCUGCAGGAUCAAAAUCAGGUGCUAAAAAAAGCAUACUGAAACCUACUGCCCCAAGAACUCACACAUCAAACAUGUCAGAAAAGCUUGAGUGCAAGCAUUCCGACCAUCCGAAUGACCAAGAUUGUGUUUUCUAUUCUGCUAUGGGCCUCUUGGAGGAGGAACCGACCAAGCCUGACUACUUUUACCCCUUUGCAAGUGAAGGACCUUCUGCACCUUGUGAAGGCCUGGAUUUCCAUUCUGCUGAGGAAGGUACUGAGGAAAGUGACUCCUUUGGUCAUCCAGAAUUCAUAUGGGAACAUGAGGACAAAACCCCUGAGAUCAAGUUAGUUGAUGUUCCCACUGCUAUUGAAGGAAAUGGUACUGGGUUGCUGGGAGAUGAUGGUCAUCAGGAGAAUUUGAAAAAUGGUUGUGGAGCGGAAUCCUCUGCGGAAGAGACAACGGCAAUCAAAUUGUCUAAGAACUUAUAUGCUUUCGACUCGUACAUGAAUUUUCUGCAGUUUCCUUACACUGAGGGGAGUUCCAAUGUGUCGCUCAAUUGCCUGUUUGGUGGUGAACUGGCUCAGGAUGAUUUCAGUACUGUCAACCUAUGGAGCUUCAAUGACCUGCCCAUGGAGGGCAGUGUCUACUGAGAGACUUCGGCUGUCGCUACCGGUGAUCUGUAAAUAGGGAGAAAAAAUAAGCAUUCCAAAGGUGACACACGUUUUCUUUGGCCAUGUUGGCUUGCAAGUAUCUCCUUGUUCGGAGAACAAAUUGGUUCUUUCCCUUAGAUUUAGUUUUCUAUCUCAUGAACCAAUUAGAGAAGCUUAUGGAGGGUCAGAAUUGUUUGAAUGCCAUCAUGAAUCAAAGUGUGUUUGGUUUGCAGCAUAAUCUUCAGGAACAACAGCUUUUUGUUGCUGCUUUGUGGACUCUUGAGUUGACCAGUGUUGACUGUUUCUGUAUAUGAUGUAAGCUAAUGGUUUAAGACAUGCUGCUGAACCUGGUUCCCUGGUGUGCUUUAUUUUCGUUGCUUUCUCAAGAUUGGAACUGAUGUGAAGCCAAAAGGAUGACCUUUAGUUCGUUGUUGCACAGAUGCAAAUAUAUCAUGUAUCAUCGACAAUGAUCGUUGAAUAAAUUCAGUUAGCGGUUGACUAAAUUCAGUUAGUGGUUGACAAUGAUCACUAUCUUUUGUUCUUGCUUUGUCGAUGGAAAUUCUAAACCGAAAUCGUGUUGUAGGUGGAUAUUCCAGUUCUGUUUUUGUGUUCAAUUAGCCUGUAAUGGUCUUGUUGUUUCUGGAUAUAUGUCCUUCAGGCAACAUGCUAACUUUUGUUCAAGGAGAACAUGACAUGACUCGAUGAAUGAUAUUUUGAUUUCUUGGAGGCU